CCGAGCCCGGGUGCAGCGGGUGGCGUCGCCAUGGCGUGCGCUGGACUCCUCACCGUGUGCCUGCUCCGGCCGCCCGCGCCUGAGCGCCUGCGGGCCCCCGCUCCCGCCCCCGACGCCGGGCCCGCCAGAUCGGGGCCCGCCGGACACGCGCUGUUCCAGGACGUUUUCCGAAGAGCAGACAAGAAUGAUGAUGGUAAGCUCUCAUUUGAAGAAUUCCAGAAUUACUUCGCUGAUGGGGUGCUCAGCCCAGGGGAGCUGCGGGAACUGUUCAUCGGCAUCGACGGGCAUCCCACUGACAACUUGGAAACAGAGAAACUGUGUGACUACUUUUCAGAACACCUGGGUGUCUACCGGCCCGUGCUGGCUGCGCUGGAGUCGUUGAACCAUGCGGUGCUCACAGCCAUGGAUACCACCAAACAGGAGUAUGAGCGGGCCUCCAAGGUGGAGCAGUUUGUGACACGCUUCCUGCUGCGGGAGACAGUGGGCCAGCUGCAAGCCCUGCAGACCUCACUGGAGGGGGCGUCAGACACCCUGGAGGCCCAGGCCCUUGGCCCGAGGCUGGAUGAAGAGAGUGUAGAGGUGCUGAGUAGGCCGCGUGGCAGCCGGCGGGCAGGACGCAGGGCUGCGAGGGGUAUCAGCCGGUCACCGACCUGGUCCAGCUCCUCCGACACAGAGCGGAGCUCAGAGGCCGAGAUGCAAUGGCGGCUCCAGGUCAACCGUCUCCAGGAGCUCAUCGACCAGCUUGAGUGCAAGGCACCCCUGUUGGAGCCCCUGUAUGAAGAGGAGCUGGCCAAGGGGCCUGACUCGCACAUCCUCAUGGCCCAGAGGCAGGUCCAGGUGGCAGAGGAGGCCAUGCAGGACUUCCACCGUGCCCUGUGCUGCUACGUGGACUUCACAGGGGCCCAGAGUCAGUGCCUGCAUGUGUCUGCACAGAAGACGUUGGACAAUGCCUCCUUCACCCUGUAUGAGUUUUGGCGGGAUGAGGCCUCCUGGAGAAGGCACCAGCAGUCGGCCUGCAGCAAGGCCUUCCAGCGCAUCCUCAUCGACCACCUGCAGGCUCCAGACACGCUCACCACUGUGUCCUUCCCAGCCUCCUGGUGGAUUAUGAAUAAUAACUGA
Orycteropus afer afer is the source of this 1119-nucleotide messenger RNA. RefSeq names its product N-terminal EF-hand calcium binding protein 3 (gene NECAB3). Gene Ontology annotation, biological process: regulation of amyloid precursor protein biosynthetic process. The record is from RefSeq and is a predicted model, not a curated record. NCBI's taxonomy places the organism in Eukaryota, Metazoa, Chordata, Mammalia, Tubulidentata, Orycteropodidae. Gene Ontology annotation, molecular function: calcium ion binding. Gene Ontology annotation, cellular component: endoplasmic reticulum; Golgi cis cisterna; cytoplasm.